AUGUCAGGACGUGGGAAAGGUGGUAAGGCCAAAGCUUCGGGUAAGUCCGUCUCAAGAUCGUCAAGGGCUGGGUUGCAAUUCCCAGUUGGUCGCAUUCAUCGUAAACUGCGGAAAGGCAACUAUGCUGAGCGCGUGGGCGCUGGGGCACCCGUUUAUCUCGCUGCUGUGUUGGAAUAUUUGGCAGCUGAAGUAUUGGAGCUCGCAGGGAAUGCUGCACGUGAUAACAAGAAAACUCGUAUUAAUCCGAGGCAUCUGCAGUUGGCUGUAAGGAACGACGAAGAGCUAAACAAAUUGCUAGCUGGAGUCACUAUUUCUCAAGGUGGAGUCUUACCUAACAUUCAGGCUGUACUACUUCCCAAGAAAACUGCUGAGAAAGUCUAG
This is a messenger RNA of Thelazia callipaeda (thelaziosis nematode), 381 nucleotides long. Lineage: Eukaryota; Metazoa; Nematoda; Chromadorea; Rhabditida; Thelaziidae. The record is from the annotation of a GenBank genome assembly.